UUUCAAAGUUGGCAUUUAAGUCAAGUACGGAUGAGGAGGAGCCAGCCAUGUAAAGAUCUGGGUUCUGCAUUCCAGGCAGAGAGAGGAGCAUGUGCAAAGGCCCUGCAGCAAGAAUGAGCUUGGUGUGUUUGUGGAACAGGGAGAAGGCCUGUGUGGCUGGAAUGGAAUGAGUGAAGGGCAGGGGCCGGCCCACAAGAAUGAGGUCUGAUGACUCCCUCAAACCCCCUAGGGUUCUUCCCUCUCCAGACGGUGCCUCCCAUCAUUGUAGCCCCUCACUGCUGGGGGAGCUGGAGGCUUAGAUGCCUGAGAGGAGUGAGGUGUUGAGGAAUCCCCUGCAUCCCAGGGACAGAGAGUGGUGGAAGGUGGGUUUGAGAGAGAGGACUCCUGGACAGUGGGUGAGGAAUGAAAAGAGGAGGUGGUUGGAAGGGCAGACACCCAUCUCUGGGGUGGAGGGCAAGAAGCAAAGAUGCCAGAGUUCUUCUCCAUCCAUGACUCACCCUCUCUUCCUCCUCCUCUCCAUUGCUCAACUCCAAAUCUCCCUGGGAAACACCUCCUUGACUGAGGACCAAGUCAGUGCCUCACAGGGGUAAUUGAGUCAUGAGGGGUGGAGAAGAGGGCUAGAGGGAGAGAGAAUAAAUAGCAGUGUGGCUUCCCAGGCUCCUCUCUGCAUCCUCCCCGACCUUCCCAGCAAUAUGCAUCUUGCACAUCUGGUCAGUUCCUGCUCCCUCCUUCUGCUACUGGGGGCCCUGCCUGGAUGGGCGGCCAGCGAUGACCCCAUUGAGAAGGUCAUUGAAGGGAUCAACCGAGGGCUGAGCAAUGCAGAGAGAGAGGUGGGCAAGGCCCUGGAUGGCAUCAACAGUGGAAUCACGCACGCUGGAAGGGAAGUGGAGAAGGUUUUCAACGGACUUAGCAACAUGGGGAGCCACACCGGCAAGGAGUUGGACAAAGGCGUCCAGGGGCUCAACCACGGAAUGGACAAGGCCGGAAAGGAAGCAGACAAAGCGGUCCAAGGGUUCCACACUGGGGUCCACCAGGCUGGGAAGGAAGCAGAGAAACUUGGCCAAGGGGUCAACCAUGCUGCUGACCAGGCCGGAAAGGAAGCAGACAAAGCGGUCCAAGGGUUCCACACCGGGGUUCACGAGGCUGGGAAGGAGGCAGAGCAGUUUGGCCAGGGAGUUCACCAUACCCUUGAACAGGCCGGAAAAGAAGCAGACAAAGCGGUCCAAGGGUUCCACACUGGGGUCCACCAGGCUGGGAAGGAAGCAGAGAAACUUGGUCAAGGGGUCAACCAUGCUGCUGACCAGGCUGGAAAGGAAGUGGAGAAGCUUGGCCAAGGUGCCCACCAUGCUGCUGGCCAGGCCGGGAAGGAGCCGCAGAAUGCUCAUAAUGGGGUCAACCAAGCCAGCAAGGAGGCCAACCAGCUGCUGAAUGGCAACCAUCAAAGCGGAUCUUCCGGCCAUCAAGGAGGGGCCACAACCACGCCGUUAGCCUCUGGGGCCUCGGUCAACACGCCUUUCAUCAACCUUCCCGCUCUGUGGAGGAGCGUCGCCAACAUCAUGCCCUAAACGGGCACCUGCCCUUGCUGGGAGACUAAUGUUGCCAUUGUCACAUCAGCUGACAUGACCUGGAGGGGCUGGGGGUGGGGGACAGGUUUCUGGAGUCCCUGAAGGGGAUUGUACUGGGAUUUGUGAAUAAACUCGAUACACUA
Cercocebus atys (sooty mangabey) is the source of this 1708-nucleotide messenger RNA. RefSeq names its product suprabasin (gene SBSN). NCBI's taxonomy places the organism in Eukaryota, Metazoa, Chordata, Mammalia, Primates, Cercopithecidae. The record is from RefSeq and is a predicted model, not a curated record. The transcript is spliced from 5 exons. The coding region runs from base 693 to 1565 and encodes 290 amino acids.